Egretta garzetta (little egret) is the source of this 3195-nucleotide messenger RNA. RefSeq names its product BUB1 mitotic checkpoint serine/threonine kinase B (gene BUB1B). Gene Ontology annotation, biological process: protein phosphorylation; mitotic spindle assembly checkpoint signaling; meiotic sister chromatid cohesion, centromeric. NCBI's taxonomy places the organism in Eukaryota, Metazoa, Chordata, Aves, Pelecaniformes, Ardeidae. Gene Ontology annotation, molecular function: protein kinase activity; ATP binding. Bases 1 to 3165 code for a protein of 1054 amino acids. The record is from RefSeq and is a predicted model, not a curated record. The transcript has 22 exons.
AUGUCACAGGACUGCAACGAUGAGUGGGAGCUGAGCAAGGAGAAUGUGCAGCCCCUCCGGCAGGGGCGCGUCAUGUCCACCCUGCAGGAAGCGCUGGCUCAGCAGGAGGCCUCCAUCCACACCGCUGUUCAGCUCAAAAAACAGGAGUUUGAAUCAGAAAUCCGAUUUUACUCUGGAGAUGAUCCGCUGGAUGUCUGGGACCGGUACAUCAAGUGGACAGAGCAAACCUUCCCCCAGGGUGGAAAGGAGAGUAAUCUCGCAGCAAUAUUGGAAAGGGCAGCGAAGGCACUCAAUGAACAGCAGCGAUACUACAAAGAUCCCCGCUAUCUCAAUAUCUGGCUCAAGUUUGGAAAUUAUUGUAACGAGCCCUUGGAUCUGUACAGUUAUCUACAGAGCCAGGAAAUUGGCACAACACUGGCACUACUUUACAUCACUUGGGCAGAAGUACUUGAAGCUAGAGGAAGCUUUAAGAAAGCAGAUCUGGUAUUCCAGGAAGGCCUUCAGCGUAAGGCUGAGCCUUUGGACAAACUCCAGUCCCAUCACAGGCAGUUUCAGACCCGUGUUUCUCGGCAGACACUGCUGGGGCUUGAGGAGACUCCUGAUGAAAAAGAUAUGGGUCUUCUGGGAGCUGCAGAACCUCAGAGAAGCUUGUUGGCAGAUCUAAAAGGCAGGGGGAAGAAAAAUUCGGUUGCUGAAACCACAUAUUCUACGAACCAAACCAGAAGCUUCCAGACUCUAACUUCUCAGCAGAAUUCAAAUAAUCCAGGUUUUGCUGUGUUUGAUGAAAAUUCAGCUUCUGGACCUGAGAUUCCUGUACUUACACCACAGUCAUGGAUUGCACCUCCAGUUCCAAGGGCCAAGGAGAAUGAACUAAGUGCAGGACCUUGGAACUCUGGCAGGCGUCCUCGCAGCAGUGCAAAUUCUGGUAUAGAGGUGCCCUGCCAGCUGCCCAAUUUCACCCCAUAUGUGGAAGAGUCAGCUCAGCAACAAGUCAUGACUCCCUGCAAAAUUGAACCCAGCAUAAACCGUGUCUUAAGUGCUCGCAAACCCGAUAAAGAGGAGGAUCCACUACAGCGAGUGCAGAAUCAUCAGCAGGACACUCAAGAAAAGAAAGAGGUGGCGAUGUAUUGUAAAGAUAAAGUUUAUGCUGGAGUCGAAGAAUUUUCUUUGGAAGAGAUCCGAGCUGAAAUCUAUAGAAAGAAAGCAAAAAAGAAAGCUGAGGAGGAAAUGCAGGCCAUUGCGCAGAAGAAGGAAGAAAUACAAAGGAAAAUUGAGGAGCUGGAGAAGAAAUUAAAGAAGAAAGAAGAUGACAAGCAGCAAAACCUACUUGAACAACCAACAGAGGUAAGAGGAGAGUCACCACCUUUGGGACACCAAGGAUUUACUACUUCCAGUGCAGCAGAAGUUGGGGAGAAACAGCAUCAGCUGCAAAGUGAAGCCCAGGUCUCCGAAGAUGUUCAACUACAUAAACCAUCUUGUUCUGAGGAUGUAGGUCUCUUUCCCCCACCGGAUCCUGCUAUGCUUUUCUCCAUAUUUGAUGAAUCUUCUAGUUUGGCAAAUCAGAAUAUAAGUUGUUCUGCAGAUCAUGCACAGAAAAGUGCCCAUCGCCCUCUUGCUGUUCGUAAACCUUCUGAUUCUGUAACUGCAAAGGAAAACAUACCACCAGAAGCCUGUGAUGAGCUGAAUGGAAUUGAACCUUUGACUGAAGAUGCAAUUGUGACAGGCUCCUACAGGAACAAAACCCUUUGUGCCAACCCAGAAGACACGUGUGACUUUGUUAGGGCUGCCCAUCUGGCCUCAACGCCCUUUCAUGGGGUGGUAGGUCAGAGAGUCUCAGCUCCUGCUUUAUCACAGAGCAUCCUGAAGGAAGACUGUCCAGAAUCUAAGAGUGCACCUCUGAAUCAGGAAACACUGGUUUGUGAGGGAGCAUACAAUGAAGCUCUGUGUGUAAAUAAACUGAGCCCCAUCAUGGAAGCAAGCCUGGAAGAUACUCGCUCGUCAGGUUCUUCUGUCUCCUCAGGAUCUUCUCUUUCCUCUGUUACACAAAUAUCUACUAUUAAAGACUUGCAUAUCCCUGAGAAACUGGAACUUGCUCAGAGCUUGCCUGCUGAAAUGGUUACUGAUUCCGGAGGUGAUGAUGUAACUCAGUUCUUGUGGAGUGCUAAGCAACGUAAAAAGCUUUUGGAUCCUAUGCUAAAAUCAUUGGCUGCUUCUCCAGGUUUUCAUUUGGAGACUGGUGCUCUGCCUGUCAUGGAGUUUGAGAAAGACGUUGAGCUAGGAAAUGAGACUUACUCUAUCAAAUGGGAAUAUUUGACCAAUGAAGAAUACAAGAUGUUUUUUGCCAUUCUAGCUAACUUUCCUCAGCUGGAUGCAAAGGGAUUUGCAAUAAAGGUGUAUUCUCAGCCUGUGCCUUGGGAUUUUUAUAUCACACUUCAGUUACAGGAGCGUUUGAAUACUGACUUUGACCAAAGCUUCAGUGAGAAUUGCAGCUGUUACUUGUAUCAAGAUGGCUGUGCUAUUUUGCACAGGGAUAUAAAUCACUUCACGCUUGCGGAUGUUAUGCGUGGCUGUAAGUCCAUGACAGAGGAAGUUAUCCUACUGGUUGUUUACAAUCUUCUGGGUGUGGUAGAGAAGCUCCACAAAGCAGAGAUUGUCCAUGGAAAUCUGAGUCCAGAGGUGUUCUUUCUGGGAGACAGGAUCUGUGAUCCCUUUGCUAAUGAUGAGAAGACAAGAGCUCUGAAGAUAGUGGAUUUCUCUCAUGCUCUAGAUUUGAGAUUACAGUCUCAAGUAAGUUUACCCAACAGCUUUCCAAUAUCUCGGACCCCUCAUGGACAACAGCUUCUGGCAAAAAGUUCUCUGCCUUAUCAGGUAGACUUGGUUGGCAUUGCAGAUAUAGUUCAUUUGAUGCUGUUUGGGGACCACGUCCAGGUCUAUCAAGAGAAUUCCAUCUGGAAAAUCAGCCAAAAUGCAUCAAAGACUGUUGACAGUGAUUUCUGGAGUAAACUUUUUGGGAGAAUUCUGAAUGCAGAUGGUAAGUCCACAGUGCCUCUGCUGAGGGAGUUAAGAGAGGAAAUAAGUGACAUGUUUGACAGCUGUUUCCAAGAACGUCUUUGUGAAGCCUUAGCUGCACUGGGAGAAACUUUCUUCUUGGAGAACUUGCUGUGAUUUCAUAGAGGACAAAUACAUUUUGUAUUA